This is a messenger RNA of Kockovaella imperatae, 1037 nucleotides long. Its product is annotated as dephospho-CoA kinase-domain-containing protein. Gene Ontology annotation, biological process: coenzyme A biosynthetic process. NCBI's taxonomy places the organism in Eukaryota, Fungi, Basidiomycota, Tremellomycetes, Tremellales, Cuniculitremaceae. Gene Ontology annotation, molecular function: ATP binding; dephospho-CoA kinase activity. The coding region runs from base 57 to 902 and encodes 281 amino acids. The transcript is spliced from 3 exons. The record is from RefSeq and is a predicted model, not a curated record.
CAUUUCAUCAUUCAUCAAUAUACUGUCUAGGCCAAAGAUAGCUUCUAUUGCCAGCUAUGCUUGUUGUCGGCUUGACAGGAGGUAUCGCUUCAGGCAAAUCCACCGUUUCAUCCCUCUUGUCGAAGCGUCAAAUCCCUAUCAUAGAUGCCGAUAUUCUAGCUCGACAAGUCGUGGAGCCCGGUACAGGAGGAUUUCGAGCCCUCGUAGAUCAUUUUGGAGCUGACCGGAUACUCAACGAGGAAGGAGGUCUGGACAGGUCAGCAUUGGGAGAUAUAGUCUUUCACGAUGCGGAUCAGAGACGUUGGUUAAAUGGGGUGAUUCACCCGAGAGUCCGGCGAGAGAUGGUGAAAGGGUUGCUGAGGUGCUGGCUGAGGGGAGAGUGGGUUGUCGUGGUGGACGUACCCUUACUCAUAGAAGCCGGGUUUUGGAAAUGGGUCGGUGAAGUAGUCGUGGUAUAUGUCAAUGAGAAAUUACAGUUAACCCGACUCCUGGCUCGCCCCUCCAAUCCCCCUUUGACGCAAAAACAGGCUUCAGCGCGGAUAUCCUCUCAGCUCGCCCUGUCCUCCAAACUCCCCUACGCAUCUACUGUCCUCGACAACUCAGGGACGCUAUCAGAUCUCGAAUCGCAAGUUGACCGGAUGGUCCUCAGAUGGAAAGUUCAGCAGGGAGGAUCAAGCGGAUGGUGGUGGCGGAUAUGCUGGUUCCUUCCUCCGGUAGGGUUGACUGCGGGGCUCAUAUGUCUCUUGCAAAAGUGGUGGAAGUUCCGCAGGGAUGGUACAAGGAGGCGUGGUCGUGGUGAAAUGGGUCAUGGGCCUAAACAGGGAGGCGCGGAGAGUUACGAGAUGCGGGAUAGAGCGAGGAGGAGAGCUAGCAGUAAUGGCGAAAGUAUACUGGAUGGAUGAUCGGACUGGGCUGAUUCGGAUGGGGACGUCUUGAGAUGGACUCACAAUCCCGUUGCAUGUAUAACCAGGUCACCAGUGACCGGAGUAUCAACAGAAACCUGAGCCACUUGAGUAUUAUUAUCUUGGCGUGGUCGU